This is a messenger RNA of Oryza brachyantha (malo sina), 1823 nucleotides long. Its product is annotated as desmethyl-deoxy-podophyllotoxin synthase-like. Lineage: Eukaryota; Viridiplantae; Streptophyta; Magnoliopsida; Poales; Poaceae. The record is from RefSeq and is a predicted model, not a curated record. The coding region runs from base 59 to 1585 and encodes 508 amino acids. Gene Ontology annotation, molecular function: oxidoreductase activity, acting on paired donors, with incorporation or reduction of molecular oxygen; heme binding; monooxygenase activity. The transcript has 2 exons.
AGCUUCUGAGCCCCUUCAGUUCAAUCUACCCACUCCACUCCCAGCUUAAGCCAGAGUCAUGGCGGCGGCGGCGGCGGCCCUGGUCUACCUGCUCGUCGCUCCUCUGCUUGCCAUCGUGUCUCUGGUCUACUUCCACUGGGCGGCGCGCCGCCGCGCCGGGAGCGGACGGCUGCCGCCGUCGCCGUGGGGGCUGCCGGUGAUCGGGCACCUCCACCACCUGAUGGGCGCGCUCCCGCACCACGCCAUGCGCGACCUGGCGCGGCGGCACGGCCCGCUCGUGAUGCUCCGGCUCGGCGAGCUCCCCGUCGUCGUCGCGUCGUCCGCGGAGGCGGCGCGCGAGGUGAUGAAGACGCGCGACAUCGAGUUCGCCACGCGGCCCAUGAGCCGGAUGACGCGGCUCGUCUUCCCCGUCGGCAGCGAGGGCAUCAUCUUCGCGCCCUACAGCGACGAGUGGAGGGAGCUCCGCAAGGUCUGCACCGUCGAGCUGCUCAGCGCGCGGCGCGUCCAGUCCUUCCGCGCCGUCCGCGAGGAGGAGGCCGGCCGCCUGCUCCGGGCGGUGGCGGCGUCGUCGGCGCCGCCAGGGCACGCCGUGAACCUGAGCGAGCUGCUGUCCGCGUACGCCGCCGACUCGUCGGUGCGCGCCAUCGUCGGGAGCCGGUUCAAGGACCGGGACAAGUUCCUGACGAUGCUGGAGCGCGGGCUCAAGCUGUUCGCCAGGCACACCUUGCCGGAUCUCUACCCGUCGUCGCGCCUCGCCAUGUCGCUGAGCCGAAUGCCUCGCCGGAUGAUGCAGCACCGCCGGGAGGUGACAGCGUUCACGGACGCCAUCAUCAAGGAGCACCAAGAGAACAGAGCCACCAUUGACGACGACGACAAGGAGGACUUGCUCGACGUGUUCUUGAGGAUCCAGCGGGAAGGUGACCUGCAGUUCCCCCUGUCCACCGAAAGAAUCAUGACAACAAUCAACGACAUGUUUGCGGGGGGCAGCGAGACGGCGGCGACGGCGUUGCAAUGGAUCAUGGCGGAGCUCAUAAGAAACCCAAGAGUGAUGCAGAAGGUACAAGAUGAGGUACGACGAGUACUCGCUGGCCAUGAGAAAGUAACCGAAGAUGCAAUGAGCAGCUUGAAUUAUAUGCACCUUGUCAUCAAGGAGACACUGCGGCUGCAUCCUCCCGUGCCUUUGCUGUUGCCGCGGGAGUGCAGGGAAACAUGCCAAGUGUUAGGAUUCGACGUGCCAAAGGGAACAAUGGUGUUAGUAAACGCGUGGGCUAUCAGCAGGGACCCCAGAUACUGGGACAACGCUGAGGAGUUUAUCCCCGAGAGGUUUGAGCAUAGCAAUAUCGACUUCAAAGGGACGAACUUUGAGUACACACCAUUUGGGGCCGGGCGAAGAAUGUGCCCCGGGAUCGCAUUUGGUCUAGCAAAUGUGGAGCUCACACUCGCGAGCCUCCUGUACCAUUUCGAUUGGCAAUUGCCACGUGGGAUGGAGCCUAUGGAUCUGGACAUGACGGAGGAGAUGGUGGUUAGUGCGAGGCGCCUCCAUGAUCUUUUGCUUGUUCCUGUGGUUCGUGUUCCUUGCCAGUAGUCUCAUCAUAGUAUGUGAUUUUGUAAUCUUACCAUUAGUUGAAUAGCUCGUGUACACUUCAUGACUGGAUUUACUUCAAAGUUUAAAUUUCCAGCAAUAAAUUUCUUUGAAAAAAGGACUUGAAUACACUUCUUUUUCAAAAAAAAAAAGACAAAUAGUACAGAAAUAUGAAUUACGAACAGAAGUUUCAGCACACAAGAUAGGCCAAUAUAUCAGUCAAGGAUGGUAACCAAAGAGU